GGUACCAAAAUGGCCGCCUCAUUAUGGCGGAGACAAGCAUUAAAUAUAGUCUUUUAUAGGAAGAGAUUUAGAGCUAUUUCUCCUGCGCUCUUUUCUUCUCAGCCCCCAGGCAAAUGGGAUUAUAGCGAGGAAGAGAUAAGCGACAUUGUGCGACACAUGCAAGAACUAGCUCUCCUUAAAGCCACGGAAAACGAGGCAGAAGAUAAAAAUCAGGUCUCUUAUCUCAAAUCAAUGAUGAAAAUAGCUCAGGCUCUCUCGGAAAUCAGUCACGUGACCGUUGCGGACACGGAGCCCCACCCACUUUACGAUCAUUUUGGAUGCGACGCCCACGCAAAAAACGAUCACCACUUCGGGUCAGAGAUUCUUUCCAAAGAAAAGUUAAAAGACAAUUAUCUGCAACUUCCCUCAAUACCAGCUGGUUCUGCUAGCAGAAACACUUCUAGAUAAAAUCAAACAUUUCAUUUCCGCCUUGUAUCAUAAACUUAUUUGGGGUUGACACAAAAAAUUUUAUUGGUUAAAACAAAAGGGGGGGAAUAUCACAAAAAUUAAUAAAGUCGUACAGAAAAAAAAGGAAAAGUAAAAUUUUGAAAAAUGAUUGUCACGUUAAUUAAUUAUGCCAAAAACUAAAACAAAAGACGAAAUAGAGUGGGCGUGAAACAACAAAAAACAAUAAUAAUAAUAAUAAUAAUAAUAAUAAUAAUAUGAACAAUGAUGAAAAUGAAUGCAAUAGAAAAUGAAAAAAGGGGAGGAGGGAGAGUGGGAGGGGUCGAUCAUUUUAAGCAAAAAAUUAUGCCAAGUCGAAAAAAAA
Amphimedon queenslandica is the source of this 808-nucleotide messenger RNA. RefSeq lists its product as uncharacterized. The record is from RefSeq and is a predicted model, not a curated record. The transcript is spliced from 2 exons. Lineage: Eukaryota; Metazoa; Porifera; Demospongiae; Haplosclerida; Niphatidae. Bases 10 to 447 code for a protein of 145 amino acids.